Molecule: messenger RNA, 297 nt
Organism: Trichomonas vaginalis G3
Lineage: Eukaryota; Parabasalia; Trichomonadida; Trichomonadidae
Product: protein of unknown function, DUF4106 family
Exons: 1
Coding region: 1-297 (98 amino acids)
Source: RefSeq, a predicted model, not a curated record
AUGGCGGUGGCAGAUGUGAAGUUAAAUUCACCAACUCAAACAAACAGUCAAAGUGUUAUUGUCAAUGUCAAAGACAGAGAUGUUGAAGUGGGGAAACCAUACGAAGACGAAGAUGGUAUAACAAUUGUUCCUGUAAAAGAACAACCAACAUAUCCUGAAGUUAGCAGAGACUUAAGUUCUGUUGCAGAUAUUCGAAACGACUACCAACAACUGAAAGACAAACUUCAAACUCAGGAGAAGAUUUGUCAAGCUUUAAGUAUAAUGUUAAACUUGGUCGAACACAACCGAGUGUGGUAG